UCUUUUAGUAUUUUUAUUUUUUUAGAAUAUAAAUAAACGACGCCAGAAAUGGCAGAAGCAAAUCGCAGCGCUAACAUGUACGGACGGGAGACAAUGAACGCUGCACUUCACCAAGAUCGACACCAGCAAACUCAGAUCGACGACGACGAUGAUGACGAUGUCGUCGCCGGCGGAGGAGGUGGUGGUGGUGGAGGAGGAAUAGAGUCUAUGGACAACCCUACUCCUCACAUUCGCUACGACCAGCAUCAUCACUCUCAUUCUCACGCGCUUCACAACGGCGGUGCUGGCGGGUCCAUGGAGAUGAAUGGUGUGGAAGGCGUUUCUCAUAACGCCUUGUAUGGUCCCCCUUCCGAAAUUGUUCCUACUGCUGGUAGUGGAGCUUCCGAUCAGCUUACGCUGUCGUUUCAAGGCGAAGUUUAUGUUUUUGAUGCCGUUUCACCUGAAAAGGUUCAGGCGGUGCUGUUACUGUUGGGGGGAUACGAAGUCCCUCCUGGCAUUCCUGCGGUUAAUGUGGCUCCUCAAAGUCAGAGGGCUUCAGGUGACUUUCCUGGAAGAUUGAAUCAACCGCAAAGAGCUGCUUCUUUAAAUCGUUUUAGGGAAAAGAGGAAAGAACGAUGUUUUGAUAAAAAGAUCCGCUAUACUGUGCGGAAGGAAGUUGCGAUGAGGAUGCAGCGUAAGAAGGGUCAGUUUACAUCUGCCAAGUCAAUAUCUGAUGAAGCAGGUUCUUCUUCUGCAGAUUGGAAUGAAGGCUCUGGUCAAGAAGAGCAGGAAACAUCAUGUAGACAUUGCAAUAUUAGUUCAAAAUCCACUCCUAUGAUGCGUCGUGGACCAGCUGGCCCAAGGUCUCUUUGUAAUGCAUGUGGACUCAAGUGGGCCAAUAAGGGAAUUUUAAGAGAUCUUUCUAAAGUUCCAGCUCCUGGAGCUCAGGACCAAAUUGCGAAACCUGGUGAACAGAGCAAUGGUGAACCUAAUGGCUCAGAUGUCAUGGCUGCUGCUGCUAUCAUCACUCAAGAUGGGGACAACCCAGUGGUGACUGCUUGAACGGUGAGGGAGAAUCCUUCUUUGCAAUUAUUGUGGUGGCAGUUGAUGUUGCGGUGAGGGAGAAUCCUUCUUUGCAAUUAUUGUGGUGACAUCUGUUUUACUAUCCGCCAAAAUUAGAUUGUACAUAGUAAAAUAUUGUACUCUUAGGCAUCCGACAAUUUUUCUCGGAGUUUUAGUGUUUUAUUCUGGUGUUCAAAUGUAAUUGAAAUCUGGAAGUUGUGUCAUGAAUCAAUACACCUCAGCAAGCAUAAAAGCAUCUUAAAAUAGUUUUUAUUUGGUAUA
Solanum dulcamara is the source of this 1323-nucleotide messenger RNA. Its product is annotated as GATA transcription factor 24-like. Bases 49 to 1041 code for a protein of 330 amino acids. The transcript is spliced from 7 exons. Gene Ontology annotation, molecular function: zinc ion binding; sequence-specific DNA binding; protein binding. The record is from RefSeq and is a predicted model, not a curated record. Gene Ontology annotation, biological process: regulation of DNA-templated transcription. Lineage: Eukaryota; Viridiplantae; Streptophyta; Magnoliopsida; Solanales; Solanaceae.